Molecule: messenger RNA, 1221 nt
Organism: Dendroctonus ponderosae (mountain pine beetle)
Lineage: Eukaryota; Metazoa; Arthropoda; Insecta; Coleoptera; Curculionidae
Gene: mRpS31
Product: 28S ribosomal protein S31, mitochondrial
Exons: 6
Coding region: 59-1171 (370 amino acids)
Cellular component (GO): mitochondrial small ribosomal subunit
Molecular function (GO): structural constituent of ribosome
Source: RefSeq, a predicted model, not a curated record
UCAAAAUUUCCGGGAGGAUAGAACGAAGUUCUGCAGAAAACGUCCGCGAACUACAGAAAUGAGUUUAACGAAGCUAAUCUUAAGGAAAAACUUACCUAAUGCAAGCAAGAAGCUCCUGGACUGUGGCAGCAUCGUCAAAUCAAUCACUUGCCAGAAAAGCACUAACCAGCCUUCUUCAAACAGCAGCAGCAGCAGCUCUGAUAGUGAUGACGAAUUGAAGAAAAAAGCACCUAACUCUGACGCUGUACGAAAGCUCAACUUCUUGUUAGAUCAAAUGAUGUCUAACAAUAUAGCGAACAAAACCUCUAUCGAUCUGGCACAGCCCUCGAAUAAACGAGAGCAGGGCCGCCAGGAGAAGCAGGAAGCCAGCACUCAAUCAGUCGAAAAUAAAAUUAUUAAUGCCGUACAAGAAGUCGCAGACUCACUUGGCGGAAACGUCAAGCAAACCGAGUCGGAAUUGCUGGUGAAACUGCUCAACCCUAUUAAAACUCCCGAGGAAACCACAGCCAGUCUCAGUGACAUCCUCAAGGGGAUGAAGGUGGAAAGGGGGGCUGCACCCCAAGUUUCCAAAGCUGAGCAAGUGCGAAGCGCCCUAAAAAGCGUCAGUUCGCAAAUGGACUCUCCUCAGAGGUCCAUGAGCAGUCGCAGACCCAGGCGCCCCGUUUAUCCCAUGGGGCCUCAAGGGAACGUGGAACCAGUGGCUCUGUUCGAAGGGGACAGUCUGGGCAUUUUCACCAACCCAUCGGAGCUGCAGCCCAGCUCGCAAUUGUCAACGUGGCAACAACUCCACAAUAGAGAGCUGCAAUUGGCCGUUACCCAUCCCCCCUCCAACUAUUUCCAGGAAAUGAUCCUGUGGACCAAUCAGGGCAAGUUCUGGCAAUUUCCCAUCAACAACGAAUUCGGGCUGGACGAGGAAAGCAAAGUGUACUUUUCCGAGCACAUUUUCCUGGAAAAAUACCUGGAACCUUGGUGUCCGGCACGCGGCCCUUUGCGGCACUUUAUGGAGCUGGUCUGCGUGGGACUGUCCAAAAACAGCUACUUGACCGUGGAGGCCAAGCGCGAGCACAUCGAGUGGUACAAGAAUUACUUUGAGGAGAAAAGGCAACUGUUGCAGGAAGUGGGCGCCUUUCCAGCACCUCCAAAAGAUCAGCCCGCCAUCGACCAGCAGUGAAUGUGACUUUUAGCGCGUUUAGUUUUAGUUAAUAAAGUUCUCUUAAAGAA